Molecule: messenger RNA, 754 nt
Organism: Capsella rubella
Lineage: Eukaryota; Viridiplantae; Streptophyta; Magnoliopsida; Brassicales; Brassicaceae
Exons: 1
Coding region: 94-561 (155 amino acids)
Source: RefSeq, a predicted model, not a curated record
UACAUUACCAACUGUCCAUCAUCUUCAUCAUCCCCUGAUUAUUCCAAUCCAACAACAAAUAACCAUAACACAAAUCAAACAAAUCUGCAUACAAUGGAGGCUACACUGCUUUCUUCGCCAGCUUCGAUUUCACCUCUCCGAUUCCAUCCAUUGGUACUUUUGCCAACAUCCCCGAAGAAGAUGAUGAAGAUGCUGAGCGUCUCUGCUGCGGCGGCUUCUUCAGGGAAAGACCAUUACUACGGAGGAGGGAGACUGGUGGACGAGAACAUGAUCGUUCUCAGGAAACGCAUCCACGAGACGAAGAUGGUCGAGCGUAACUACGAGCCUCCUUCCCACUGGAUGGAUUGGGAGAAGCGUUUCUACAGCAGCUACGACUCUGUUAUCUGCGACUCCGUUGGUCUCCUUCAGAGCUUCCUCAUGAACUCUCGCCCCACCGUCGCUAUCGCUACGCUGCUUUUCCUCACCGUCAGCCUUCCCGUUUCCUCCACCGCCAUCGCCUUUCGCCUUCUUGACCUCCUUCAUUGGCUUCUCGCCGCCGCUACCUCUGCCACCGUGGCCUGAUCUGAUGCCCUGAUGCCAUUCUUUUAAUCACGCAUGUGAAUAUAUAUACUAUAUAUUAGCUUAAUUUGUAAACCAACCAUAUAUAUAUAUUCUUUGAUUAUUUAUCUGAUGAUUGAUUUUUCUUAUAUAUAUUAGCUUAAGCAGUAAGAUAUGCUUGUAAUUUUCCUUGAUACGUCAAUGAAUGCGAUGAUAA